This is a messenger RNA of Danaus chrysippus (African queen), 351 nucleotides long. The record is from the annotation of a GenBank genome assembly. NCBI's taxonomy places the organism in Eukaryota, Metazoa, Arthropoda, Insecta, Lepidoptera, Nymphalidae.
AUGACUCUCCCAGAUCAGAGUAAUUUAGUAAGAUGGGGUAAAAGUACCGAAAAAACUUGCUAUAUCUGUGGAAAGGCAGUUGGAACUGCUAAGCAUCUGCUGGUGGGAUGUAAGGUACUCCUUGACAGCGGUCAAUACUCGCGUCGUCACGAUAGGGUUCUAGAAGUCAUACGUUUUGUGAGAGAAGGCACUAGGGCUACAAAAUCAAACGUCAAGCCUUACUCCAUCCUUAAAGCGGCGUCGGAUUGGACUAUAAUGAUGGACACGUAUGAAAAACAAUAUAAAAUCCCCGAGGAUAUUUGUGCGUCGGCCUCCAGACCGGAUAUAUUUUUUUGUUUUCGCGAAUUUUAA